CACCCCGCUCCCCAGCAGCCCGCCCCGCCCUCUCCCGGUCCCCGCCGUUCCGUGCCGUGCCGCGCCGUGCCGGAAGCGGCGGUGCCGGCCGGGGGAAGGGGCGGCGCUGCGGGCGGUGCUGCCCUGCCCGGCCCGCUCCGCUCCGUGCCGGGGCUGCGUGCCCGGGGCUGUGCCCGGCUCCCGCGGCCCGGCCAUGGCCGGUGCCCCUGCCCGGUACCUGGUGUUCUUUCAGUACUUUGGCACCAGGUACAGUGGAGUUAUGGAGACCAAGAGUGAUCAGGCCCUGGUUGGAGUCCAGAAUUAUUUGGAGAAGGCAGCAGAGCAGCUGAAGCCCAGCGCUCCCAUCAAGUUCCACAUCUCCAGCCGGACAGACAGCGGCGUCCACGCCCUGGCCAACGCCGCCCACCUGGACAUCCAGAGGGCCCCGGGCAGGGCGCCCUUCACUGGCCCCCAGCUGCUGCAGGGCCUCAACCACCACCUCAAACCCGAGCCCAUCCGCAUCCUCAGUGCCCAGCGGGUUUCCAGCACCUUCCAUGCCCGUUUCUGUGCCCUCUCCAGGACCUACAUCUACCGCCUGCUGCUGGGCUGUGCCCACCGCUCCCAAAUCCCCGUCUUCGAGCAGGAUCUGUGCUGGGCUCCCCCAGGAGGCCCCCUGGACAUCCCAGCCAUGAGGGCAGCAGCGCAGCUCCUGCUGGGCACCCACGAUUUCAGCACCUUCCGCUCCCCGCACGCCGAGGCCGCGGCGCAGAACCCCGUCAGGACCCUGCAGCUGCUGCAGCUCCAGCCUGGCCACGGCCUCCUGGGCCAGCACCCCCUGCACAGGGGACUGGAGUUCUGGGAGGUGAAGGUGAAGAGCAAAUCCUUCCUGUACCGACAGGUGAGGAGGAUGGUGGGGGCCCUGGUGGCCGUGGGCCAGGGCAGGUUGGCCCCGGGGCGGCUGCAGGAGCUGCUGGAGCUCAGGGAGCCGCGGGCGCUGCCCCCGCACGCCACGGCCCCGCCCCAGGGGCUCUUCCUGCACAGCGUGGAGUACAGCCACACAGAUUUGGCCCCUCCAAGUGCUCCAGCAGAAGAGGAGCUCUGUGGGCUGAGCCGAAAGGAAUUUAUAACAUAAAUUAUAAAUUAAAUUAAACAAUUAAAAAAUUGUAACAUCUGUAUUGUCUCACCCUUCACAUAAAAGUUUUUAAAACACCUCUCAGUUACCCCAUUCCUAAAUUAUAAAAAUUCAUAUUCCAACACCUCUGCUUCCAGGGGGGAGGGUUGGGGGAAUGAAACAGAUCCCAGGUGCUUCCUGGAGUUUUUUUUUCCUGAUUAUUUUUCUGGGGUUUUUUCCAGAUUUUUUUUUCUAUUUUUUUUUCUGCUUUUCUUCUGCUUUUUCUAAUUUUUUUCUGUUUUUUUUCCUGAAAUUCACCCAGGUAUUUGUCCUUAAUUGGCCACCUCAUUAAUUAUUAUUAAAAACCCCAGGUUAGCUUCUGGCCUCUCCCUCUCUGUUUUGCUCAGAUUUUUAAAUCUUGGUGAGAAAAUUCAUCUGCAACUUUUGUAAACUCUGGAAAAUUCCAAUUCCUGGCACUGUGGGAGCCUCAGCCCCUAAGAAUCCUUUACCUUGAGCAGAAAUUCUUUUUUUUAUCCCAUUUUUUCCUGUGGGGAAUCCUCCCAGCACUGGAGGGGAACUCCUUUUAUCACAAUCUUAUUGAAAAAUGUAAAAAAAUUGGAUUGGAGGCUCCUUGCAGCUGGGCCUGAGGGAAGGAUGAGGAAUUAAAGAUGUUUUGCUGCUUGGUUUUCAGCACAUUUAGGGUUUUUUACUUUCUGUGAUGCUUUUAUACUUUGAAUUUUAAUUUUAAGCAGGGGAUUUUCAGCUGUGGAGAGGGGAGAACACUGAGUAACUUUUACUUUAAUGUGUAAAUUGCUCCUCAGGUCUAUUUAAAAACAAAUUCUUGACUCCCUGGCUGUUUUUUUCCAAGGGGAAAAAAUCCCAGUGCUGGUGUCACUGCAGGAAUUGGACAAACACUGAAAUUCUUUUAUUAAAAUCAAGCAGAAAAAAGCAUUGAAAAUGUAAACAAAAUAAAAUCUGGGCUCAGCUCUCAGGGGGUGCUCUGGGGCAGCCCCUUCUUCAGCAGGGAUGUCAGGUAACUGCCCAGCUCUUCAUCCUAAAAUGGAAAAAAAUCAGCAUGAGAGCAAAAUCCUCCUUGGAUUGUCCCACCUGGGCAGUAAAUUCAAUUCUGGUGCCCAGGAAUGACUGAGAGAAUUCCUGGAGCCUGCAGGAUCGAAUGCGAGCUGUGUUUAAAAACUGGAAUAAUCCACAAAUUCAUUUCUGGCUGUUUUCACAAACUAUUGCUGUGAAAUUCCCAUUUCUCCAAGGACCUGAGGGGUUUCCUUUGAGGAAAAGCCCCAUUUUUGCUGGAAAUCAAGGAAUAAAUUGCUUUGCCUUCCAAAGGCAUUUCCUGCUGUCAAGAAAGAGUUUAAUAAUCCAGAAAAUUUAAUAAUGCAGGAAAUUUAAUAGUGCAGAAAGUUUAAUAAUUCAGAAAAUGUAAUGAUCUAGAAAGUGUAAUAAUCCAGAAAAUGUAAUAAUCCAGAAAAUUUGACAAUGCCGGAGAUGUAAUAAUCCAGAAAGUUCAAUGAUCCAGAAAGUUUAAUAAUCCUGAAAAUUUAAUAAUCCUGAAAAUUUAGUAUUCCAGAAAAUUCACUAUUCCAGAAAAAUCCAUCAAUCCAGAAAAAUCUAAUAAUCCAGAAAGUUCAAUUUAAUAAUUUAAUAAUCCAGAAUGUUUAAUAAUCCAGAAAAUUUAAUAAUCCAGCCACAGAAAGGGAAGGUGAUGGGAUGACUCAAAUAAAAGAAUGUUUAGAUUAGAAACAGUUCUCUAUUUGUGUGAAAUUUUCUAAGUUAGAAAUACAAAAUCAAAUACUUAAUUCAGAACUGAAUUAAGUGGAAUUACCCCAGAAGUUCUCUGCUUUACAGAGCUGUAAACUCAUUUCUGCUCAGAAAGCACCAGGGACUGCCCCUCAUCUUCCACAUUCCUUCCAAGCCAGAGGAGGCAGGCUUGGGAUGGAGGGAUUUGGGUGAGAAAUGAGGAAUUCCCACCUGGUAGGUCCAGGAGACCAGCAGGACUUUGGUUCCCUGGUCCUCUGAGUGAGCCGUGGCCUGGAUCAGGAUGGACUCCACGGUGAUGGAGCCGUCAGGGAGGUGCUGCACUGAGUAAUCCUUCAGAACCCUGCAGAGAAAGGAGAAAUUUGGGGUUUAUUUGGGAAAUAAAUGCUGGGUUUUCAUCCCAAAUCCCACUUCUGAGCCCAAGAAGGGAAAAGGAGCUG
Messenger RNA from Camarhynchus parvulus, 3300 nucleotides. It is a transcript of the gene PUSL1, whose product is annotated as pseudouridine synthase like 1. The transcript is spliced from 8 exons. Bases 194 to 1111 code for a protein of 305 amino acids. Lineage: Eukaryota; Metazoa; Chordata; Aves; Passeriformes; Thraupidae. The record is from RefSeq and is a predicted model, not a curated record. Gene Ontology annotation, biological process: tRNA pseudouridine synthesis. Gene Ontology annotation, molecular function: pseudouridine synthase activity; RNA binding.